AUGUAUGUGCUCACCGACGUUUGGCCAUACAAGGAUGCCAAGCUCGAGAAGGAAAUUAUGGACGAUGUAUUCGAGAAGUUGGCCAAGGUUGACGAGGAGAACAAGAAAAAUGGCACAUCUACCAAGCAUGCGGAGGACGCAAAGCCCUUCUUCCUCACUAUCUUGGAGGAUGGGCCCGUGGCAAACACUGAAGGUGACGACAUCACUGUGUUCCCCCCUAAUUAUCAACGGACUGAUGCCCGACAACUGGGCGUCACCUGGCCCUUCCUGUCAAGCUCGCGAAGGGGUCAACGGUGGCUUGUUAGAUGUCCUUCGGGACAAUGA
Molecule: messenger RNA, 324 nt
Organism: Marasmius oreades (fairy-ring Marasmius)
Lineage: Eukaryota; Fungi; Basidiomycota; Agaricomycetes; Agaricales; Marasmiaceae
Exons: 1
Coding region: 1-324 (107 amino acids)
Source: RefSeq, a predicted model, not a curated record